GGAGUAUCGGCAUCAGGGAAAAGCCAUAUUGGGAACUUAAUUUCACAAGGACUUGAUGCUCCUUUUAUUGAAGGAGACGACUUACAUCCGCCUUCAAACAUUCAAAAAAUGAAAUCAGGAAUUCCACUCGAUGAAGAAGAUCGAGUACCUUGGUUAAAUGCUGUCAAGAACGAAUUCAUUAAUAUAUCUAAAACUUCAUCUAAACCUUAUAUAUUUGUAGCGUGUUCAGCAUUAAAAUAUAAUUAUCGUGAAUUUUUAAGAAAUGUUCCUGAUAAUAAUGAUAUAAAAGUUUGGUUUUUAUAUUUGAAAGGAAGUAAAGAAUUAUUACAACAAAGAAUUAUAGAAAGGAAAGAUCAUUUUAUGAAAUUAAAUAUGUUAGAAUCACAAUUAAAUACUUUAGAAGAACCUAAUCCAGAUUCUGAGGAAAGAAUUAUUAUUAUCGAUAUUAGUAAAGAAGUCGAUAAAAUUAAAGAAGAAAUCCUUGAAAAAAUAUCAAUGAUAUGA
Messenger RNA from Rhizophagus irregularis DAOM 181602=DAOM 197198, 504 nucleotides. RefSeq lists its product as uncharacterized. Gene Ontology annotation, molecular function: gluconokinase activity. Gene Ontology annotation, cellular component: cytoplasm. NCBI's taxonomy places the organism in Eukaryota, Fungi, Glomeromycota, Glomeromycetes, Glomerales, Glomeraceae. The record is from RefSeq and is a predicted model, not a curated record.